Messenger RNA from Gastrolobium bilobum, 519 nucleotides. RefSeq lists its product as uncharacterized. The transcript has 2 exons. The record is from RefSeq and is a predicted model, not a curated record. The coding region runs from base 1 to 519 and encodes 172 amino acids. NCBI's taxonomy places the organism in Eukaryota, Viridiplantae, Streptophyta, Magnoliopsida, Fabales, Fabaceae. Gene Ontology annotation, molecular function: zinc ion binding.
AUGAAUAUUUCUUCUGAGAGGGGGAGCUUAAGCCCUUGUAGUUCAUUUGGGUCUAGAAGUCAAGGAAGGAGAGCUGCUCCAUUGUACAAAUGUGGGAGGCACAAUGUUCUUUACAAGACCAUUAGAAACCCAAAUAGAGCAUUUUUUGGGUGUCCCAAUUUCAAGGAAAAGAAGUCAUACUGCAACUUUUUUACAUGGGUGGAUGAUGCUACAUCUGAUACCAUGGAGCUGGAAGAUUGGAGAAUUACUACGCUAGAGUUGAAUGUAGCUGAAAUGGAAUUCAAGUUGAAGUUUGUGGACAUGAAGCUCAAUGAUGAACUGCAGCUAGAGAUGAAUGACCACAAAAAGAAGAUUAAUGAGCACCAUAUAAACAUUAAUGAACUAUCAAUGAAGAUGCAUGCAGAGUUUGAAAGGGUGGAGAAGGAAAUUAAGCAUGUGUGUAGGUGUGCUAGGGUGUUUGCUGGAUCCAUUAUUGUUGUGUUUGUAAUAUGUAUAUAUCUUGCAAGUAGGCUGGACUGA